CUCGUAAAUUUACUUAAUUAUUUUUAUCUAAACUUUUGAAAUUAGCUUGAGAUUAUUAUUUUGCGUAUCAUUUAGUUUUGAGAUGAUUUAACACGUUGUAGUAACUAAUUAGCUAAGUAUAAUCUGUUAUAUAUUUUACAUUCCAUUAUGUACUUAUAUUUUAAAAUACCUUUUGUACUUAUUUUAAGUACAAUCCCAUAUUAUGUUAGUUCUAAUUGCGGGUGUAGUACAAAUAGAAAUAGUCAGUGCAAAGAUGAUUUAGAUCCAAGUCACAAAUACUUAAAAGAAUCAAACGAAAUUCCAGACAAUAAUGAUAAUGAAUUGCUUAAUACGUCCGAUAUGGUUCUAAUAGAAGGAACAACUUUUGAAAUGGGUACAAACAAACCCGUUUUCGAAUCAGACAACGAAGGCCCUCUUCGAAACGUUACGUUAAAAUCCUUUUACCUAGAUAAAUAUGAAAUUUCUAAUCAAAAAUUUUACGAUUUUGUGAAGAAAACAGGGUAUACCACUGAGGCUGAAAUUUUUGGCGAUAGUUUCCUCUUUGAAAUGUGCCUUCCAAAAGAAGAUAGAAAGAAGUAUCAAGAUAUUAGGGCUGCGCAGGCACCCUGGUGGGUUAAGAUGAAAGGUGUUUCUUGGAAACAUCCAGAGGGACCCGAUUCUACCAUAGAAGAUUUAAUGAAUCAUCCAGUGAUACAUGUUUCUUGGAAUGAUGCUGUAAAGUAUUGUGAACAUGAAGGAAAAAGAUUGCCAACUGAAGCAGAAUGGGAAAUGGCUUGCCGUGCUGGUCUCAAACAAAAAUUAUAUCCCUGGGGCAAUAAACUAACUCCUAAAGGCCAACAUUGGGCUAAUAUUUGGCAAGGUGAAUUUCCUGAUACCAAUACUGGUGAAGACGGGUUUAUAUUUACAAGUCCUAUUGAUUCAUUUCCACCAAAUAAAUUUGGGCUGCACAAUAUGGCUGGAAAUGUUUGGGAAUGGACACAGGAUAACUGGCAAAAUGAUCCUGACACAAAAGUGAAGAAAGGUGGUUCGUUUUUAUGCCACGAAUCGUAUUGUUGGCGAUAUCGUUGCGCGGCUCGAUCAUCUAAUACCAAAGACAGUUCCGCUUCCAAUUUAGGAUUUCGUUGUGCAGCUGAUAAGAUAUAAAUUUGCUUAAGGUUCUUGCCUGUUGAAACCAAAAUUUACGCCUAUUUGAUAAAAGUAUUACAAAUAUAUUGUGUGUGACGUUUUUUCAAAACAUAGCCCAGUCAAAAGUUUUAUUAAAGGGAUCUUUAGAUUUUUAGCCAGUUAAAAUUGCCGACUGAGCCAUGUUUAUAAAAAUAUGAUAGUGAAAAUCAAUAUUCGUCAUUAAAUACUAAAAUUUGCACUAUAAAUCAACAGUAUAUAACAUCAUAAUGUGGCUGUUAUUAUUGACAAAAACUGUAAACAUAAUAAUUAUGAUAAAAUGUAAAGAAAAAACUAGAUAUUUAGACAAUAACCUAAGCUUCAAAUUAUCAAAUUCUGGCAGUAUACCAUUAAGUACUUACAUGCUCCUGCCAAAGAGUCUUCCAAGUGUUUAUAUUUUUAAACCGUAUUGUACAAUAUAGUAUCUUAAUAAAAAAACUAUUUUUUACUUUGUUUCUUUCUAUUAAACCCUAAACCAGUGAUUAAGUUGGAAUGUAACUACAUAUUUCAAUACUUAAUGCUAAACAAAUGUACUUUAAAUAUCUCAACAGUUCAUAAUAAUAUGUAUUAAUUCUCACUUUUAUUUUCAACGCCAUCCAUUGCACAGCCUUUUUCUAUUUUGCAGUAUUUUUUUACGACAAAGAAUACCAAUUAUUUCAUAUUUUAUAAUGCAGGCAGAAAUUUCAAUUUUUUUUUUCAUGUUUUUCGUUGUGUGAUAUUCUUUGUCUAAAUUUAGAACAAAAAUAAAAUUGUUUUAAGCAACAUGGGACAUAUAAAAUACGAAUAAAAAAAAGUUAUAUCUGAAAUGGAAUUGUUAAAUAAUUAAAAAAAAAAAAACAUGUUUAAUGACAUUACUUAUAAAUAAUUGAUUGAGAUAAUUCAGAACCGAUGUUUCUUAUCAUAAUAUACAAUAUUAAACAUUUAAAAAGUAUUAUUUUGUUUCCUAAUAUUUUGGAAAGCGAAAUGUAUAAUUUAUUAGAACUUUAUAUUUUUACAUCAAAAGUGGGACAUUUAUCUAGUAAUAAACUAAUUUAAAUAUACAUUAAAAGGUAUUUGAGAGCAUCUCAUAUUCCUUUGUGCUCUCGUUAAAUGAUGAGACAAUAAAACUACAGAUUUCUAAUUUACAUGUAUUAUUUUCAAAAUGUUUAUAAAACUGGACAGCAAACUGAAUUUUAAUUUCUAUCCAAUGACUAGGCUAAUCGGAAAAGCAUUUCAAAACCAUUUGAAAUAUUAUCCUAAAAAAUCUUAACAGGAAUAUUUAAAGAUAAUGUUAUGCUUAUAUUCAGGCUAGAAAUGUUCUUAAGGGCAACAUUAAAAUGUCUAACAACAAUAAAAAGAUCAAUAAACAAAAUUUAGACACAAAAAGAAUAUUUUGUAAUAGCAGUGAACAUUAAAAAAGCUCUGUAAAAUUAUACAUUUCCUAUAAACACUAACCCAUUUUGCGAAUUCCAUAUUUUAAUUUCGACAAUCUAAACACAAUAACCUCAGUUUAUGCUUAACCUAAACGAAUUCUCUGCCUUAAUGCUAGCUAUUAUUUUUUGAGCAAAAACUUGAGCACUGUCUCUCAAAAAUCUAGGUACUGGAACAUACUUGUAAAUGAGAUAACCCCCAAAGGCUAGUAAGGAGACUUUGUAAGUCUGUUUAAUAACUUUAGAAGUCAUGGAUGGAGGGGGAAUCUCUAUGAUAGCUUUGACGUAUUUUCCUUGUUCUUCAGGCCAAAGUUUUGUGAUACCGGGAACAUGACCUAUACCAACUACUCCGACAAUGCAGAUAGGCUCUGCAUGACCUAAAAUAUGAUUCAUGAAUAGUACUUUGAAAUCUAGGUAUCAAUAUCCAUAAAUUGAAACUAACCUUCAAGAGCUUGCUUGGACUUUGCUUCAGCAGCUGAUUGCAAAGAGCUCGUCAAGAAAAUAUCCCUUUCAUCAAGAAAAACUUCUCUGAAAGCUGGAUAUUCUCCUGAUAAAUCAGCUAAGAGCUGUUCCAGCAUGUCUCUUUCUUUACAUUUUUCAAUUUCUUCAAC
This is a messenger RNA of Psylliodes chrysocephalus, 3181 nucleotides long. NCBI's taxonomy places the organism in Eukaryota, Metazoa, Arthropoda, Insecta, Coleoptera, Chrysomelidae. The record is from the annotation of a GenBank genome assembly.